Messenger RNA from Hipposideros armiger (great roundleaf bat), 4951 nucleotides. RefSeq names its product solute carrier family 25 member 36 (gene SLC25A36). The transcript is spliced from 7 exons. Gene Ontology annotation, cellular component: mitochondrion. The coding region runs from base 254 to 1189 and encodes 311 amino acids. Gene Ontology annotation, molecular function: pyrimidine nucleotide transmembrane transporter activity. Lineage: Eukaryota; Metazoa; Chordata; Mammalia; Chiroptera; Hipposideridae. Gene Ontology annotation, biological process: pyrimidine nucleotide import into mitochondrion. The record is from RefSeq and is a predicted model, not a curated record.
CGCACCCACCCUCCUUCGGCAGCCGCGCGAUUCUCUGGCUCCGGUCGUGAGCGCUGAGCUGGAAUUGGAGGCGGCGCGGCUGCAGGCCGCCGGAGGACCGAGCCGGUUACCUUUUGCAGCCGCGUCUCCGCCAGCUCCCCUCGCCGUGCCGGGGGUGCUGUGCGGCUCCAGCCCGGAACCGAAGCCGCCGGCCGUUGGGGGCGGCCGGAUCCGCGUCCUGCUUUCAGCGCCCGGAGGACAUGCGGGAGAGAGAAUGAGCCAGAGGGACACGCUGGUGCAUCUGUUUGCCGGGGGAUGUGGUGGUACAGUGGGAGCUAUUCUGACAUGUCCACUGGAAGUUGUAAAAACACGGCUACAGUCGUCUUCUCUGACAGUUUACAUCUCUGAAGUUCAGCUGAACACCAUGGCUGGAGCCAGUGUCAACCGAGUAGUGUCUCCUGGACCCCUCCAUUGCCUAAAGAUGAUCUUGGAAAAAGAAGGGCCUCGUUCCUUGUUUAGAGGAUUAGGCCCCAAUUUAGUAGGGGUGGCCCCUUCCAGAGCAAUAUACUUUGCUGCUUAUUCAAACUGCAAGGAAAAGUUGAAUGGUGUAUUUGAUCCUGAUUCUACCCAGGUACACAUGAUUUCAGCUGCAAUGGCAGGUUUUACCGCAAUCACAGCAACCAACCCCAUUUGGCUAAUAAAGACGCGGUUACAGCUUGAUGCAAGGAGUCGUGGGGAAAAGCGAAUGGGCGCUUUUGAAUGUGUUCGUAAAGUGUAUCAGACAGAUGGACUUAGAGGAUUUUACAGAGGCAUGUCUGCCUCAUAUGCUGGCAUAUCAGAGACUGUUAUCCAUUUUGUUAUUUAUGAAAGUAUUAAGCAAAAACUACUGGAAUAUAAGAUUGCUUCUACAAUGGAAAAUGAUGAAGAGUCUGUAAAAGAAGCAUCAGAUUUUGUGGGAAUGAUGCUAGCUGCUGCCACCUCAAAGACUUGUGCCACAAGCAUAGCAUAUCCACACGAAGUUGUAAGAACAAGACUACGUGAAGAGGGAACAAAAUACAGAUCUUUUUUUCAGACACUAUCUUUGGUUGUUCAAGAAGAAGGUUAUGGGUCUCUUUACCGUGGUCUAACAACUCAUCUGGUGAGACAGAUUCCCAACACAGCCAUUAUGAUGGCCACCUAUGAACUGGUGGUCUACCUCCUCAAUGGAUAACAACGUCAGGCUGUUGUACUAUGAAGAGGAAAGACCAAAAGAUUCCAGUGGACCAUGGAGUGUCGAAGCCAGCAUGGUGGACAGAAGAGAAAUGGUUUGGGAACAUGUAACUAUGCCUAAGUGGAAGUCUGGUUGUAGGAAUUAAAAUAAUCGUAACCACAUUACUUGGUCCUUUUGGUAAUGUGAAAAAAACCUCUGCUGCCUCCAAGAAAAAGCCUUUAGAAGCACUCCAUCCUCAAAAUUGCCAUUUUCUCUCUCAACGUCCAUGGGACACAGUUGCAUUUGUUUAUUUAUGGCAGUCAGAGCAUAGUGUUCAUUCCAUGAAUACUUUUCCAGUCUUCUAAACAAAGCCAUCCCUACUUCUAUACUGUACUAUAAACUAUCCAAAGAUAGCAUUGACAGUCAGAAAUUUCUGACUUUUGGCUUCUGUAAUUAUUGUAAAAUAACAAUAGUAGCGAGAUCCUCAGUAUUAUUUUCACAUUUCCUUGAGAGGAUAUGGCCCAAUAUUUAAAAGUUAAUUAUUUGGCAUUAGUAGUCACUGUUUUGACAACUAAUGAAAUAGUAUCUAAAUACCUUACUACUUUUACCUUUAAAAUGUUUUGGUUUUCACUGCUAACAGGUGCUUGAUGUUUAGCAUAACGUGGACACUUAAAAUUGUUCAUUAUCAUAUGAAACUCAAAAUGGUAAUAGUUUGGGACAAAAUAAACCAGUAAAAUACUGAUUUUUGGCCAUUUCAGUAACUUGAGCAUGUCUUCAUAUCUUUUCUAACUAUGAUACAUGAAUGAAUGCAAUUGUCAAUUGUCCUUUCAGCGAUUUACUAGUUUGAAUUUGAAUUACCACAUGUCACACUUAGCCAUCAUUUUUUUAAAGUGGAAAGUUUUACCACUUCUGAAUCUUUCUCUGCUUUCACAUUAAGAACUUGAACCUUUGAGUUAUUUCCAGAAGAUCUGUAUAGAUUGCAUUUAUUUUGUAGAGAAAAUGGUAAUUUUCAACUUGCCCUUACAGAGUUUUUUUUUUUUAAGGUGACUUAAAUAUUUGGGGCAGGCAGUACAAACGUUAUAGAAGAGGGCUCUCUGCUAUCUGAUUGAGCAGGUAAUGAUCCUAAUUGACUUAGUUUUGUGAAUGAAAAAACUGCUUUUGAAAAGAAAUUUAUUCUAUCCUAAUUUCUUGAAUGGUAAAUCAUAGAAAGAUUCAAGUUAAUUCAGAUUAAGUGUUCUAACAGGAUAUAGCUUUUACAUUUUGCUGUUGAGUUCAACUGCACCUUUUAAUACUUUAAGUGUAUUAUAUGUUUGGCCCUUAUGAAGAUGUUGGCUGUAAUUCUAAGAGACUUUAGCUUAUGGAUGUUGCUAUACUGGUGUGAAAAAACUUCUACAAUAAACUCCAAUGUGGUACUCAUUUCAGUAUACAUGAACUGGACAUUUUGUGCAAUGGCUUUACCUUAAGAAUGACUCUUUGUGAAUGCACUUUGUGGCCUUUUUUUGAGGGGGCGGGUAGUAAGAGUAGGAGAGAACUUCAUGUUAAGGUUAUUUUUUUAAAACUCAUGUAUGAGGCAAACAGUAUUCAUAACAUUUUUCUGGGCUUUAAGUAUGUUUUGGAAAUCUUUAAUAUAAAUGUUUUAAGUAUUCUAUGCACCUAGUGACCUGACUAGAAAAUUGUAGCAUGUCAUUGCAAGCUUUCUCUGCUGUCACCAAUGAAACACAGUGCCCUCUUAAAUUCCUUCACCUUCUUAACUUCCUUGCAAUCAACAGUAACUGGAUGUUUUUGAGGUGCUUUGAUUGGAAUUAAAAACAUUCCAAUCUAUUUGGAGACCAAAGGCAAAUUCAGUUUCAUUAUCUUUGGGGUUAUAACUUUUAUGGUGAAUUUCAGCUUUGACAUUUAUUGUAAGGAACAUGCCAAAAAAACCCACAAACAAACAAAAACAACGGGUUUCUAACUUAAAUCUGUAGAGAAAGUCUCCAUCUGUAGUGUUUGCCUUUUUAGGUGCCACUUGUACUGCCUAAUACAGUGCCAUUUGCCUUGUGAAGAUCUGUAAAUACUACUAGUUGUACUGAAUGUAGGACCGAGACUCGCCCUAAUCUUAAUGAUCUCAGUACCCCACAAGUGAUUAAGAAUGAUGUGAAAACCAGCAGCUAAGGAACAUCUUAUUAUUUAGUUGUAGCAAAUUCAUAACAAGUGUCCUUCAAGGAUGAACAUAUAUUCUAUUCCUGUUUGUAUUUAGCAAGUAAAACUUUAGUUGACCUUUAGUGCAUUAUAUUCAGCUUUUAAAAGUCAGUUUUAUGUAUGUACUGGAAGGAACAGAUCUUAGAGCCUUAGACUUUGUUUCUUUGUGCAACAACUGAAGAGGGACAGUGUCAUUUAUUUUAAUUGGUUUUUUUUUCCCCAAAGCACAACCUGCUGUAGUUUAUGUAUGACAGAGAUAGCUUAAAAAAAAAAAAGAAAACUAUAUAAAAGUUAUUUAUAAAAUUUGUCUCUGAAACAUUUCUUUGAGAUCCUUUGUUUAAUGCAAAUGUUUAAGAAGAAAAACACGUACUUAAAGCAUUGGACAUUGGACUUUUUUAAAAACUGUUUUGUUUUCAUCUAUUUUCUAUCAGAUAACGUUUCAUUUCUAGUAUAGAGGUGGUCUGCACUCUUUAGAUAAUUACGUGUUUUUAUAGAAUCUUCUCAGAAAAUUAAAUAGAACUUAUUCAGGUUAAAGCAGUAGAUACUGGAAGAGCAGACUCCCAUGAACAGCCGAUAGAACUCCAGUAGCUGCGGUGCCUGUGGCUCACAGAAAACAGUUUCUUAAAUUCCAGAGUCCAAAUCUGAGAACUACCAACCCGGUGAUGUGAGGUCCCGUACAGUGAUUUAAAAUCCAGGAAGAAACUAGAUGCAGAGCUUUGUCUUAAUUUUUAUUAUAUACGUAAUGUUGUGGAACUAACCUUACUGGAUGGGGCCCACAGGUAAUUGAUUUGUAACUUUAAAACCAAGACAGACUACUAUUAGAUUAUUUAAUCCAGCCUUUUGUCUCCUAAAACCUAGUGCCUAAUGCCCAUUGUAGAAUAGCAUUAGUAUAUUAGGAUCAGCAGAGUUUGGUUUCAGAAUGAGUAUUUACUCUUACUGGAGCAUAAAUAUGUCAGCAUUUUUAGGUUUGUUGUAAGUCACUAAAAAUACUGAUUUGAACUUGAAGGAUUAAAAUGCUAGAAAUAAAUCUAUCCUUUACUCUUCCACCAUUGCUCAUGCCCGUCUUUUGUUGUUUACAUGCUCUUCUGCCCAGAAUGUUAGUAGGGACCCUUAGGGGCUGAUUAAUAGUUCAGCUUUUUUCUCCUUCAAUACCGAUCAUGAUUUUAACAUUCCUAAGAAUAUAGCUAUUUCUGCAUUAUUUAAAUUGGAAGGAAUUUUAAUUCUAUAAAAAUACUUAAUGUACUAACUUUCUGCCCACUCAGAUCUCUGUCAUGCCUUUAUAUUUUUCAUUAAUCUAUAUGCUGCUUUUUAUGCUACUCCUUUUAGGAACUGAAAACUCUAGUUUCACUCAGUUUUUGUGUUAAUAAACAUUUUGAAUGUGUACCCCUGCAUAUGUGAACAAUUAAAUUAUGGCCUGUUGGUCGUAGCUAAAUAAUCAACUUUCAGAAGAGUUGAUAUCUUUUGACCAUUUAUGUGAGGGUUGCUAUUCUUGCAUUUCUGUACAUGGCUGUAAAUUAUGUGCAUUUACUCUGUAUUUAUAUUAACUAGCUGAAUUUUAUUUGAAUUGUUAAAAUUUUAAAAAUUAAAACAUGCUCAUGAAAA